Molecule: messenger RNA, 4142 nt
Organism: Leptopilina boulardi
Lineage: Eukaryota; Metazoa; Arthropoda; Insecta; Hymenoptera; Figitidae
Gene: Med
Product: mothers against decapentaplegic homolog 4
Exons: 11
Coding region: 705-2726 (673 amino acids)
Biological process (GO): anatomical structure morphogenesis; cell differentiation; transforming growth factor beta receptor signaling pathway
Cellular component (GO): heteromeric SMAD protein complex
Molecular function (GO): DNA-binding transcription factor activity, RNA polymerase II-specific; I-SMAD binding; RNA polymerase II cis-regulatory region sequence-specific DNA binding
Source: RefSeq, a predicted model, not a curated record
UUGCGUUAGCUGCUGCUGCUGCUGCUGUGUACGGCUUUGUUUUUUCCAAGGAUGAAAAUUGUGUGUAAAUUGCAAUAAUCGUAGAACAAGUCAGAGAGUGAGAAACAAUGAGUGAAAGGUAGUAAUCUCAUUAAAUAAACAAUUCUAUCGAAUUUGAUUUUUAUUUUGGUGUAUUUUUUUUAAAAAGAAAAUUUCGACACUCUUCUAUAGACGAGUGAGCAUUUUUUUUUCUUUUUCUGAUUGUUCAGUGUUGAUAUACAUAAAAACAAGAUCGCAAUAAAUAAUGUACAAACGAUACAAGUGUUCUUGAGACGAAAACUCAAGUGUUGUUGAUUUUUUUGUUUUUUCGGAACUACAGUGGAAGUUGUGUGUUUUUUUUUUUUGUUAUAAUACUUUAUUACACUCGUGUGUGAACCGAUGUUCAUGUCGUUGACUUGUGUGGAUUUUCAUUUGUAUUGAAUGAAACAAACUUUGUAUGUAUAUUGUUUCUUUUUUAAUCUCUUGGUGUCGUGUUUACUUCGGUUGAUUGAAAUUGUAAAUUUCCAUUAAUAUUGAAUAAGAUUAAACGCCGAAACACAUGGCACAAGUAUUUCACUAGAUGCUGGAGCAUAAGGGGAUUGAAUGUUUUGGGGUUCGACGUAAGGGUAAGGUCAGACAUUUGAAGGAAAAGGACAUCAACAAUUGCCGCCACGGCUUUCACAGAGAUGGUUGGACUCGCGGGCGGGGGUAGUCACCUUUACCCCUCGCCCCCGAUGCAAUCAAAUCCCGAAAUAAGAGAAAUGACGGGAAUGGUACCUAGUGCACCAACGAGUGCGGAUGCAUGUUUAAGUAUUGUGCAUUCGCUUAUGUGCCAUCGUCAAGGAGGUGAAAGUGAAACUUUCAGCAAAAGAGCUAUUGAAUCAUUGGUGAAAAAAUUAAAGGAAAAAAGAGAAGAGCUCGAUAGUUUGAUAACAGCAAUAACAACAAAUGGAGCACAUCCAAGUAAGUGUGUUACAAUUCAAAGAACUUUGGAUGGAAGAUUACAGGUGGCUGGACGUAAAGGAUUUCCCCAUGUGAUUUAUGCAAGAAUUUGGCGAUGGCCCGAUCUUCAUAAAAAUGAAUUGAAACAUGUGAAAUACUGCCAAUUUGCUUUUGAUCUCAAAUGUGAUUCUGUUUGUGUGAAUCCUUAUCAUUAUGAAAGAGUCGUCUCACCCGGGAUAGACCCGUUCUUUACAGACCUGUCAGGAUUGACACUACAAUCGGGCGUUGGAGUUGGACCUGCGGGACGUUUAGUCAAAGACGAAUAUACAGUUGGUGGAGGAACUGGAGCAGCAGUAACUGGUGUUGGUGCAAGUUCAGGAAUGGAAGUUGAUGGCGAAAUGAAUCAAACGAUUCAACAUCAUCCACCAACACAACCGCCAGCAACAAAUAAUCCACAACCACAACAACCAUUUAUGCCCGGUCAUUCAACACAAAAUCCAGCCAAUGGGGAGGGAAUGUUUAGUGGAGGCGGGGGAGUUAAUGGUAAUAAUCCACACAACAAAUUGGAAGAGAAUAAUUGCCCCCGACAGACAUGGAUUCCCACGCCUCAUCACUCUUCAACGCGAAACAUACAUCAUUCUGUAGUACAUACGAUGGGUCAUUCAGUUGGUAACCAACAACAACAACAACAACAACAACCAUUAAAUACACCAAGUGCUAAUGCAAGUGGACAAAUUUUAAAUUCCAAUCAGGGACAGUCUGCUGAACCUUUUUAUGGAACUACAACACCACCUCAGGAUCUUAAUCAACCUCAACCAGCUGUUGAUCCAUUGGCAGCAACUUUAAGUGGUAGUCAAGGUUCUCCAGUUUCACCGGUGCAUUUACAUCAUCAAAAUGGUUUUCCUGUGGCGGCUGUAACGAAUCCUUACAAUACUGGUGCGCCACAAUGGACUGGUGCGAAUACUUUAACUUAUACACAAAGUAUGCAACCUCCCGAUCAUCGGCAUCUUCAUACAACAUCGUAUUGGGGUGCACACGGUGGUGAAGUGGGAGGAAAUUUACUCUCAAGUCAACCAGCUCCGGAAUAUUGGUGCUCUGUUGGUUAUUUUGAAUUAGACACUCAAGUAGGAGAAACUUUUAAAGUAAGCAGUAGUUGUCCCACUGUUACUGUUGACGGCUAUGUUGAUCCCAGUGGUGGUAAUAGAUUUUGCCUUGGUGCACUCAGUAAUGUACAUCGUACAGAGCAAAGCGAAAAAGCUCGUCUUCACAUUGGAAAAGGAGUGGUUUUGGAUUUAAGAGGCGAAGGCGAUGUUUGGCUAAAAUGUCAAAGUGAGCACAGUGUCUUUGUUCAGUCUUAUUAUUUGGACAGAGAAGCUGGACGUGCGCCUGGCGAUGCUGUUCAUAAAAUCUAUCCAACUGCGUAUAUUAAAGUUUUUGAUUUGAGGCAAUGUCAUAAACAAAUGAGAGGACAAGCGGCCACUGCACAAGCAGCGGCAGCGGCUCAAGCGGCAGCAGUUGCUGGACAUCUUACUCAUGGAGCGCCAAUUACUAAAAGUCUAAGUGCGGCUGCUGGUAUUGGAGUUGACGAUCUUCGACGACUUUGCAUAUUACGAUUAAGUUUUGUCAAAGGAUGGGGACCAGAUUAUCCAAGACAAAGUAUAAAAGAGACACCAUGUUGGAUAGAGGUGCAUCUUCAUCGAGCGCUUCAACUUCUUGACGAGGUUCUUCACACAAUGCCAAUCGAUGGACCUCGAGGCAUCGAAUAAUUUGAAUAUUGAUAACAUUUUUUAUCAAUUUAUAUAUUGAAUGGAAAAAAAAACAUUAUUUCAUGUGUCCAAAAAAUAGAAAUCCAAUUAAUAAUAUAGUGAUAACAUCACUCAAGACACUCCAAUAAAUAAUCGGAAAUCACUCAAUAAUAGAAAAUUAUAUUUCGUGCACAGCAUUAUGGAAAGAAGAAGAAGAAGAAAACAAUGGUAAGCGAUAGUUUUGUAUUAUAUAUUAAUCCAGCGAUUACUUAUAUAACACGACAUUGUUAUUUGCUACGAAUUUUGUUCUUUUUUUUUUUAAAUAGAGUCAAGAAUUUUUAUAAUCAAUUAAUAAAAAUGACACAAACGAAUGUUUUUUUUAAGUGAAAGUGAGAAAAAUAGAGAUGAACAUUUUCGAAAAACGAAAGAAUGACGAAAAAAUAAGUUUGUCCCCUUUUUCAAAUAUUUAGUGAUUUAUUUUAAAGAAUUCGUAAUAUUAAUUGAUUUAUUUCUAUUAUGAUUGCAAAAAAAAAAAAAAAAAUGUUUUUAUAUUCAAUAUUAUUAGAAUGAUAAUUAUUAUUUUUUUUUUUUAUUAUUGUCAUUAUUAUUGUUGUUGGAGAAGAGGCUAAAAAUGUUUCUCAAGGUACAAAGUUCUUUUUUGUAAAAAAAAAAAAAAAAAAAAAGAAGGAAAGGAAAGAAAGAAAAAAAUUAUGAAUUAUUGCUUCUUCUCCAAUUCGUCAGUGUUGCUAUUAUGACGUAGAAACUUGUUGAAUACUUAUAUCUAAUAUUUAAGAAACAUUUUAUUAUUAUUAUUAUUACGUAUUUGUGCGAAUAUUCAUAAAAAAAUUAUAUAUAUAGAUAGAUAGAUAUAUAUUAUAUAAAUAUUUAAAUCUGUAUAUGUUUGACAAUAUUGUCAAGAGGUUUAAAGAGUUAACCAAAUAUUAUUAUUGUUCAAUGGCAAUAUUGAUAAAACAAAAUAUUAAGUUCGACAUUUGUAUUUUUUUUUUUUAUUUUUUUUUUUUACUUUUUAAACCACUUGUUCAAAUUUUAGAAAAAGAAACAACCAAUCGUGUGUAAAACAUUUAUUUAAUCUUGAAAUUUUUUUUUUCUGAUUUUUGUUUAUUAGAUUUUCCCUAAAGUUAAAAGCAUCCUUGUUAGCAGUUUAGUAAAAAAAUUUCUCCCGAAAAUGAUAUUUUAUCGAAAAUGUUCACAAAUUAAUUGAUUAGUGUUUUUCGUCAGAAAUACCAAUUUUUUUUUCUUUUUGCAAAAUAAGUACGAAAGAAAUAUUAAAUAAAUAAAAUGGAAGACAAAUUAAUGUAAGUAAAAAAGUGUUAUGCCUUCAAGAAAAAAAAAAUGAAUGUCACACUGCCUGUACGAGAAAAAAUAAUACAAAUUCUAUGAAAUUAACAAAUAGACAAAAAAAAACAAACAAACAAA